UGACAACGGUGUUUGGAAUUCUGACACGUCAAAAGGAACACCGCAACGUUAGAAUGCCGGAACAACAAGGAGAGACUGAUGAAUUGUUUGACGUUAAAACUCAAUUUUAUAUUGGGAACUACCAAUCGGCCAUCAAUGAAGCUCAGAAGUUGAAGCUGAACAAUACCCUUCAGAAGCUUGAACGUGAUAUCUUUGUUUAUCGAGCUUAUAUUGCUCUGAAGAAAUAUGGAGUUGUCCUUAAUGAAAUUCAUGGGGCUUCACCACCAGAGCUUCAACCAUUAAAACAACUUGCAGAGUAUUUAUCUCAGUCUAGUAAGAGGGAAUCAAUAGUUCUCAAACUUGAUCAACAAGUAUCUGGGAAUAUAGAUGUUAAUAACCAUGUCUUUCUCCUUGUUGCAGCAACUAUAUACUACAAUGAGGGUAGCUAUGAAACUGCUCUUAAAGUCCUGCAUCAGUCAGAUAAUUUAGAAUGUCGUGCACUUAUGCUUCAAACACAGUUAAAAAUGGAUCGUGUAGACCUAGCCAAAAAAGAACUGAAAACAAUGCAAGAGAUUGAUGAUGAUGCAAUUUUAACACAGCUUGCUUCUGCUUGGGUCAACCUUCUUGUGGGAGGAGAAAAACUGCAAGAAGCCUAUUAUACAUUUCAAGAGCUUGCAGACAAAAAUACACCUACUGCAUUAUUGUUGAAUGGACAGGCUGCUUGCUUUAUUGGACAAAGCAAAUAUGAAGAAGCAGAAUCUGCACUUCAGGAUGCCCUUGAGAAGGAUUCCAAUAACACAGAUACACUAGUGAAUCUUGUUGUACUUAGCCAACUUUCUGGCAAGACCCCUGAAGUCUGCAACCGCUAUCUAAGCCAACUGAUUGAUACUGCGCCUGAACAUCCAUUCGCCGUAGAAUUCCAGGCCAAAGAAAAAUAUUUUGAUUUGCUCGCUAAGCAAUAUGUGGUGACCGCUUGAAUCUGAGGAUGUGGCAUGAAAUAAAUUUCCAAUUAAUAUGUUAA
Messenger RNA from Daphnia carinata, 1000 nucleotides. RefSeq names its product coatomer subunit epsilon-like (gene epsilonCOP). The record is from RefSeq and is a predicted model, not a curated record. Gene Ontology annotation, molecular function: protein binding; structural molecule activity. Gene Ontology annotation, biological process: endoplasmic reticulum to Golgi vesicle-mediated transport; retrograde vesicle-mediated transport, Golgi to endoplasmic reticulum; intra-Golgi vesicle-mediated transport. NCBI's taxonomy places the organism in Eukaryota, Metazoa, Arthropoda, Branchiopoda, Diplostraca, Daphniidae. Gene Ontology annotation, cellular component: COPI vesicle coat. The coding region runs from base 54 to 956 and encodes 300 amino acids. The transcript has 6 exons.